GGCAGAGAUCGAGCCGUGCACGCGCGGCCAUGUCCAAAGGCUACGUGCUGGUCGUCGCUUCCGUGGCCGCGCUCGUCGCGCUCUCGGUCACCACCUUCUUCUGGUCCCGCCGGCGGCAGCGGCGAGUGGUGUCGGCGUCGCAGAGGAGCGACGCGGCUGGCCACGACGUGGAGCUCAGUGCCGGCCGGGGCGCCGCGGGGCUCGGCGAGGCCGUCCUGGCCGGGUACCCCACGCUGGUGUACACGUCGCCCCCGCGCGGGGGGGAGGAGAAGGACGAGGAGGCCGCGGGCGCAGGCGCCGGCGACACGGCGCGGUGCGCGGUGUGCCUGGCGGACUACGCCGACGGCGACGAGCUCCGGCUGCUGCCGGACUGCCGGCACGCGUUCCACCAGCGGUGCGUCGACCAGUGGCUGCGGCGGCGGACCACCUGCCCGGUCUGCCGGGCGUCGCCGCCGGCGAGCGGCAGCACGACCGCUAGCGGCUCUUGAGGACACACAGCGUGCAGCCAAGAGAGUUUGUUACGACCAAUUUGUGUCGUAGCAUGCACAAUGCAACAGCAGCACGGAGUGUAGAGAAGAGCGGAGAAACUUGUCGUUUUUUUUUUGGUUUUUGCCGUGAGAUAGAUCGAGGGACGACCAUGCUUGCUCUGCAUGUCGUCUCUUGUACAUGCAUGGCUUGUGCAGACUAGAUUUUUCGCAAAAGAAAGAAAAGCUUG
Molecule: messenger RNA, 715 nt
Organism: Phragmites australis (common reed)
Lineage: Eukaryota; Viridiplantae; Streptophyta; Magnoliopsida; Poales; Poaceae
Product: E3 ubiquitin-protein ligase Os03g0188200-like
Exons: 1
Coding region: 30-488 (152 amino acids)
Source: RefSeq, a predicted model, not a curated record